This is a messenger RNA of Stereum hirsutum FP-91666 SS1, 618 nucleotides long. RefSeq lists its product as uncharacterized. The coding region runs from base 1 to 618 and encodes 205 amino acids. The record is from RefSeq and is a predicted model, not a curated record. The transcript has 3 exons. Lineage: Eukaryota; Fungi; Basidiomycota; Agaricomycetes; Russulales; Stereaceae.
AUGGCGCUCAAAGAAAAGGCACUCUCGCCAUAUCCCCAAGGAAGUCUUCCUGUGGAUCAUCAAACUCAGAUCGAGAAGAUUAGGGAGCAGCUUGUUACUUGGCGCGAUGCUGCCAAUAGAACGUUCAACUCUGGCGAUGCUCCUGAUGCGCUGACUAUUGAAACGGAGCGGCUGGCAGCGCCUUUUGAGAGGGGAUGGGUGCUCGAGAUGCCGUGGUACAUUGAAGCUUUACUGACGAACUACGUCAACGAUGCUCCAGCGCUCGAGGUUGCUCACCCCUACGCAUUCACGCCAGAACCGUCGUACAAGUUCCGUCGCGUUCUACUCUCAUGCAUUCGGUGCUACUGGCUCGCACUCGUCGCGACAUGCUCCACCGAAGAGCGUGACGAACUAGCUGCGAGAUUGAACGCGAUCCCGCCCUACGGGAACCGUAUUCCCCAGUUCGACGGCAAGAAGUGCGUCGACAAGCCUGGGGAUCUUUCCGCUCAAGAAUACGAGGGAUUGAUGAGGACGAUUCACCUCGUCGUACUCGGCAUGCCUAGGCUCGAGGGUGAUAUUCGCGAUUCAUGGGACGAGCUUGGGGAGGUCGGCGUUCAGACUUGGGAAGAACGGGAUUAA